AUGGCUAAUAGGAAUUCUUUUUUUGGCGCUUUAGGCUAUAACCUUAAAUUUAACGAAUCCAUUGAAAAGUUUGCAUUAUCAUACAUAUUUAUUUAUUAUAAAAAUAGUAAGAAGGAGAGGGUGUAUUCUUCAGAUGAAGCUCUCAAUGAAACUUCUUUAAUUUUUGUUAACAAAAACAUUUUAAAUUUUGUGGACAUAUAAAUAGCCUUAUUAAAAUUUUUAUUUUCUAAAAUUGAAAAAUUUAGGUAAUAUAUUAAUUUGUUCUUCAAAAUCAAGUAAAUAUAUAAAAAAUAUUUUUAAAUUCAUCCGAGCAUUGUCUGUCUAUUCACAAUAUUUUUUGUAUUAUUAUUAUUAUUUUCCUCCAUUAUUCUCCCAUUUUGUCUGUUCAAUUUCCUUCAAGCAAAAAUAAAUUUAUUUUCUGCGCAAAGUAAUUAUAAAUUUAGUUUUUGUUGUCUAUUAUUAAAUGCCAAUUACUAUUUAAAAUUUGGGAGAGGAUGUAUUUUGGGAGGGAUAUUUCGGGAGCUUGUU
Messenger RNA from Meloidogyne enterolobii, 528 nucleotides. The record is from the annotation of a GenBank genome assembly. NCBI's taxonomy places the organism in Eukaryota, Metazoa, Nematoda, Chromadorea, Rhabditida, Meloidogynidae.